AUGACGCGGCACCUGGCCUCACAGCAGGCCGAGAAUGCCAAGAAGAUCGAGGCCGAGAUCGUGAAGAAGGAAGAGGAGCUCCGUGAACUCCGACGGUCCCUGGGCGAGUCGCGGACCGAAGAGCGGCGCCUCUUGGAUCUUGCAGAGGCCCAGGAGGCCGAAGCGGUUGCCGCAAAAGCGGACGCCGAGGAGGCGGCAGCAGAAGUCGAGAUGCCCCCCAGUUCGGUACCUUCCGUCGAGGUGGAGGAGCUCCAGCCUCUGGGUGCUUGCGUUCUCAACGCUCAGCGAAGCUCUGGACGAGUCAGGCCGAUUGAUUCCGAUUCAUCAUCAAAUGCCUUUGGUCCGUUGGCGUCUGAGGGCUAG
This is a messenger RNA of Symbiodinium necroappetens, 363 nucleotides long. The record is from the annotation of a GenBank genome assembly. NCBI's taxonomy places the organism in Eukaryota, Dinophyceae, Suessiales, Symbiodiniaceae.